AUGCAAGAUGUGCGUGUAGUCCACGGGAACGAGAGAAGAGCUGUUGCGUUUGUGCUGUUUGCUGUCGUGGCCGUGGUGGCUGCUGCCUCCUACGAUCGAGAGAGACUUGAAAUAGCCAAGCAGAUUCUAGAAGAAGUACCACUCACGGACGGGCACAACGAUCUCCCUUGGAACAUACGAAAAUUCUUAAGGAAUCAAAUCAAUGAAUUCGAGCUGGACACUGACUUGACUCAAGUGGAGCCAUGGUCUAUUUCCAAGUACUCCCAUACAGAUUUACCUCGGCUGAGACAGGGAAUGGUCGGUGCACAGGUGAGUUACAUUUUGACAAGCGUAACAUAA
Leptosia nina is the source of this 339-nucleotide messenger RNA. The record is from the annotation of a GenBank genome assembly. Lineage: Eukaryota; Metazoa; Arthropoda; Insecta; Lepidoptera; Pieridae.